AUGAAAAAAAUUUCUUUAGAUCGUCAAGCAAUUUAAAACUUAUUUGCAAAUAUAGACAAUCAAUUUAAAAUAAGGCUCAUCUCAACCAACUGUUUUUCGUUACAAUAUAUUCCAGCAUCCGAAGAAUUAAAUACUCUUUUUAACACUUUUGAAAAAAGUAAUUUUAGCAAAAAAGGAGCAUGGACCCCUUGCUAAGACAAAUUAUUAAAUAUCAUAGUGUUUGGAAUGUGUUUAUCGAACCGUGUACUUCCUCAUGAUUUAAUAAUAUAAGAUUGGGAAAGAAUAUCUAGAUUGGUGAUUCAUCAUAAUUGGAAGGCCUGUAGAAAUAGAUGGCUUUAAGAAAAGUAAGCCAAAGCAAGUUGGACUUUUGAGGAAGACUAAGCCCUUGUCUAACUAUAUAAUUAACAUCCAAAUAAAUGGUGUGAUAUAGCCAUUGAAUUGAUGAAGAAAUGCCAAACACCAUAUGCCAGAUAAGGAAAAUAAUGUCGGGAUAGAUGGGUUAAUAAAUUAGACCCUAAUAUUAAAAAGGACCCUUGGACUAAAGAAGAAGAGUUAAUGUUAUUUUUAGAAGUAAAGAAAAAGGGAAAGAGAUGGGCAGAAAUUUCAUUAUAAAUAUUUUAAUUAAGAAGAACUGAAAAUACAAUUAAAAACAGAUAUUAUAAUAUGAUCAAGUAGGAAUAAAAUAAAAUCAAAUUGGGCAAAAUGAGUAAUGAUGAAAAGGAAUACUACGUUAUGAAUAAAAUAAUUAAGGAACUUUAAGACAAACUGUAUGAGAAUUAACAUUAUUGCCUUGAUGAUACUAAUUAGAAAAAAAAAUUUAAUUAAAAUUAUAAAAUUUCUUAGUUUUCUUAACAACUAUGCAAUAUUGAAUGUAUUGUAAUGUUAAAAGGAAGGAAAUUAAUAAAGCUUAAUUGA
Messenger RNA from Paramecium tetraurelia, 915 nucleotides. RefSeq lists its product as uncharacterized. Lineage: Eukaryota; Ciliophora; Oligohymenophorea; Peniculida; Parameciidae. Gene Ontology annotation, biological process: regulation of DNA-templated transcription. Gene Ontology annotation, cellular component: nucleus. The transcript has 3 exons. Gene Ontology annotation, molecular function: DNA-binding transcription factor activity, RNA polymerase II-specific; RNA polymerase II cis-regulatory region sequence-specific DNA binding. The record is from RefSeq and is a predicted model, not a curated record.